Molecule: messenger RNA, 1389 nt
Organism: Aspergillus mulundensis
Lineage: Eukaryota; Fungi; Ascomycota; Eurotiomycetes; Eurotiales; Aspergillaceae
Exons: 1
Coding region: 1-1389 (462 amino acids)
Source: RefSeq, a predicted model, not a curated record
AUGGCCUCCCUCCUCUCCCUCCCAACAGAGCUCCUCCUCGCCAUCUUCCACCUCCUCCCACCUCUCGACAAGCACUCGUUCUCCCUAUCCUGCCAACCCCUCAAACACACCUUCACCCCCCUCUGCCCCCCACUAUCCCUAGACAACACAUACGCCCUGCGCUCACGCCUCGCCCGCGAUGGCCUGCGCUUCACCAGCCACGCCUACUGCUCGGCAUGCAGCACAAUGCACAGGCACAAGUUCUUCACCCCGAGCCAACAAUCCCUCGCACCCACGAUCCGCAAAUGCACAUCCACCCAAAGGUGCCUCUACAUCGGGCCCGGAAUCAUCAGCCACGACGACGCAUCGAAGCGCGAGUCCUGGUGGCCGCGGGCGUACCACAACAACCACGAACAGCCGCAGCCGCAGCCGCAGCGAAGCUCAGGCUUCAUCGUGCGGUUCGGUCUGGAGCAUGGACUGAGAACACAGGAGUUUGGACUGUGUGCCUCGUACGAGCUGACCACGCUCCCGGAUAAGCAAGAGUUUACUGUAAGCAAAGCCGAGACCACGCGCCUCCUGCGCGGAUUCGAUAUCCCGACGUGUCCGCAUACGAGGCUGGGCGAUGGCACGGUUGCGAGGAGUUAUCGGGAGACAUUGUCAAGCUCUCGAUACACCGUGAUUUUAUCUGAGAAGGAGGAAAUGAGGCGGCGGGCCCGGGCUGCCAUGGGAGCUGGAAACCACGUCAGUGUCGACAUCGACGUCGACAUCGAUAUGUGGCGUUCCGACGACUCCGACGCGCGCUGCAGGUUCCCGGGGUGCAAGACGACCUUCCGGUGGGAGUACCAGUCCAGUCGAAGAAGAGCUGGGUGGAAGACACUCGUGCUCCAUGUGAAGCGGUCGCUUGGGAAUUUGAUGACCCCGCAUGAUCCGCGCUGGAUGGUGCAGUUGGUGUCUGUUCCGGAUGAAGAGGAGCUGGCGGCGUACGUGAAGGAGUGUUUUGAGUGGAGGGAUGCGAAUAUGGCGAUUGAGGAGAGGAGGUAUGAGCGUGUGCUUAUGGCUCUUGGCCGGGGUCGAGAGUUGGAUGCCGUGCAGGAGUGCGAGUUUGAGCAGCUGCGUCGGGAGAAUGAUUAUUUGCGUCACCCGCAUUACAAGCACGAGCGCUUGCAGGCGGCACUUGAGCCUACUGCUGGUCGUGGAGAGGGGGUGCCCUCGACGCUGCUGCUUUUGGAGGCGAGGGAGCGCAGGCAACAAGGGGUUGAGAGGGACUUAUUUACGCCGCUGCAUUCGGCUGAGGCUGUUCUUGGGAUGAUAGAGGAUAAUACCUUUAGUAAGAAAUAUAACAGUAUGCGAGGAUUGGGGUCGUACCAGACGAGGAUCAGGAACUUGUUUUGGGGCUCAGGAGAUGGUUGA